AUGAAUAAGUGGUUAAACGUAUUAUCUAAACCAUUCGCUUUUCGGCUUUUGAACUGUCAUCAUAGGCGAUCAUUACCAUAUUGUCAAAACUUUCUUUUGAAGAAGUCGUUAACUCAAAAUCAAGUCAGGUUCUUUAAAAUGAGUGAUCUUGAUAAUUUGCCUCCAGUUGACCCAAAGACUGGUGAGGUCAUCAUUAAUCCGUUAAAGGAAGAUGGUUCUCCAAAGACUCCUAAGGAAAUCGAAAAAGAGAAGAAAAAGGCUGAAAAACUGUUAAAGUUCGCUGCCAAACAAGCUAAAAAAAAUGCUGCUGCUACCACAGGUGCCUCUCAAAAGAAGCCUAAGAAGAAGAAGGAAGUUGAACCAAUCCCUGAAUUUGUUGACAAGACUGUUCCAGGUGAGAAAAAAAUCUUAGUAUCACUGGAUGAUCCAGCUUUAAAAGCUUACAACCCUGCUAACGUUGAAAGUUCCUGGUAUGACUGGUGGAUCAAAACUGGUGUUUUCGAACCUGAAUUUACCGCUGAUGGUGAGGUUAAACCAGAAGGCGUAUUUUGUAUUCCAGCACCUCCACCAAACGUCACCGGUGCAUUGCAUAUUGGUCAUGCUUUGACUAUUGCCAUCCAAGAUUCUUUGAUCAGGUACAAUAGAAUGAAAGGUAAAACUGUUUUAUUCUUGCCAGGUUUUGACCAUGCUGGUAUUGCUACUCAGUCCGUUGUGGAAAAGCAAAUUUGGGCUAAGAACAAAAAGACUAGACAUGACUACGGCAGAGAAGCUUUUGUCGGUAAGGUCUGGGAAUGGAAAGAGGAAUAUCAUAACAGAAUUAAAAACCAAAUUCAGAAAUUGGGGGCUUCUUAUGAUUGGAGCCGCGAAGCUUUCACUUUGAGUCCAGAAUUGACCAAGUCUGUUGAAGAAGCUUUUGUUAGAUUACAUGAUGAAGGUGUUAUUUAUCGUGCCUCCAGAUUAGUGAACUGGUCUGUUAAAUUAAAUACUGCUAUCUCUAAUUUGGAAGUCGAAAAUAAGGAUGUUAAAAAUAGAACACUUUUAUCUGUCCCAGGCUAUGAUGAAAAGGUUGAAUUUGGUGUCUUAACAUCAUUUGCUUAUCCGGUUAUCGGAAGUGAUGAAAAACUGAUCAUUGCUACAACUAGACCUGAAACUAUAUUCGGUGAUACGGCUGUUGCAGUUCAUCCUGAUGAUGACCGUUACAAACAUCUGCAUGGUAAGUUUAUUCAACAUCCCUUCUUGCCAAGAAAAAUUCCAAUUAUCACCGACAAAGAAGCUGUUGACAUGGAAUUCGGUACUGGUGCCGUUAAGAUCACUCCUGCUCAUGACCAAAACGAUUACAAUACCGGUAAGCGUCACAAUUUGGAAUUCAUUAAUAUUUUGACUGACGAUGGCUUAUUGAACGAAGAGUGUGGUCCGGAAUGGCAAGGAAUGAAGAGAUUCGAUGCCAGAAAGAAGGUUAUUGAACAACUGAAGGAAAAAAACUUAUACGUUGGUCAAGAGGAUAACGAAAUGACUAUCCCAACUUGUUCUAGAUCAGGUGAUAUCAUUGAACCUCUGUUGAAACCUCAAUGGUGGGUUUCUCAAAGUGAAAUGGCCGAAGAAGCUAUCAAGGUUGUCAAGGAUGGUCAAAUCACCAUCACUCCUAAAUCUUCUGAGGCUGAAUAUUUCCAUUGGUUGGGUAAUAUCCAAGAUUGGUGUAUUUCCAGACAAUUAUGGUGGGGUCAUCGUUGUCCAGUUUACUUUAUUGAUAUUGAAGGCGAAGAACACGAUAGGAUCGAUGGUGAUUAUUGGGUUGCCGGUAGGAAUUUGGAGGAGGCCGAAAAGAAGGCUGCCGCCAAAUUCCCAAAUGCCAAAUUUACUCUGGAACAAGAUGAAGAUGUUUUAGACACCUGGUUCUCGUCCGGUUUAUGGCCAUUCUCCACUUUGGGUUGGCCAGAAAAGACCAAAGACAUGGAAACUUUCUACCCCUUCUCCAUGUUGGAAACCGGUUGGGAUAUCCUUUUCUUCUGGGUUACUAGAAUGAUCUUAUUGGGCUUAAAAUUGACCGGUUCAGUUCCAUUCAAGGAAGUUUUCUGUCACUCUUUAGUCCGUGACGCCCAAGGUCGUAAGAUGUCCAAAUCUUUAGGUAAUGUUAUUGACCCAUUAGACGUUAUUUCUGGUAUUAAGUUGGAUGAUCUGUAUGCCAAAUUAUUGCAAGGUAACUUAGAUCCAAGAGAAGUCGAAAAAGCUAAGAUUGGUCAAAAGGAAUCCUACCCUAACGGUAUUCCUCAAUGUGGUACCGAUGCUAUGAGGUUUGCAUUAUGUGCUUAUACCACUGGUGGCCGUGAUAUUAAUUUAGACAUCUUACGUGUGGAAGGUUACAGAAAGUUCUGUAACAAAAUUUACCAAGCUACCAAGUUUGCAUUGAUGAGAUUAGGUGACGAUUAUGAACCACCUGCUACUGAAGGUUUAUCAGGUAACGAAUCCUUGGUUGAAAAAUGGAUCUUGCACAAACUGACCGAAACCUCCAAAAUUGUGAAUGAAGCCUUAGAUAAACGUGACUUCUUGACGUCUACUAGCAGUAUUUAUGAAUUCUGGUAUUUGAUUUGUGAUGUCUAUAUCGAGAAUUCCAAAUACUUGAUUCAAGAAGGCUCGGUGGUUGAAAAGAAAUCGGCAAAGGAUACUUUGUAUAUUCUGUUGGACAACGCCCUGAAAUUGAUUCAUCCAUUCAUGCCGUUUAUUUCUGAGGAAAUGUGGCAAAGACUUCCAAAGCGUUCCACUGAGAAAGCUGCCUCGAUUGUAAAAGCCUCUUAUCCAGUUUAUAUAUCUCAGUAUGAUGACGUUAAAUCGGCCAAUGCUUACGACUUGGUCUUGAACAUUACCAAAGAAGCUCGUUCGCUGUUAUCUGAAUACAAUAUCCUGAAGAACGGUAAAGUUUUCGUCGAAUCUAACCACGAGGAAUACUUCAAGACUGCUAAGGAUCAGAAAGAUUCUAUUGUCUCUUUGAUCAAGGCUAUCGAUGAAGUCACUGUUGUUCGUGAUGCUUCCGAAAUUCCAGAAGGUUGUGUAUUGCAAUCUGUUAACCCAGAAGUUAAUGUACACCUUCUGGUCAAGGGUCACGUUGACAUUGAUGCUGAAAUUGCGAAGGUUCAGAAGAAACUUGAAAAGGCUAACAAAUCCAAGAACGGUAUUGAACAAACCAUUAACAGUAAAGAUUACGAAACCAAGGCUAAUGAACAAGCCAAGGAAGCCAACAAAACCAAGUUGGAUAACACCGUGGCCGAAAUCGAAGGUUUGGAAGCUACUAUUGAAAACUUGAAACGUUUAAAAUUGUAG
Messenger RNA from Saccharomyces paradoxus, 3315 nucleotides. It is a transcript of the gene VAS1, whose product is annotated as valine--tRNA ligase. The record is from RefSeq and is a predicted model, not a curated record. NCBI's taxonomy places the organism in Eukaryota, Fungi, Ascomycota, Saccharomycetes, Saccharomycetales, Saccharomycetaceae. Gene Ontology annotation, cellular component: cytosol. Gene Ontology annotation, biological process: valyl-tRNA aminoacylation. The transcript has a single exon. Gene Ontology annotation, molecular function: valine-tRNA ligase activity; aminoacyl-tRNA deacylase activity; ATP binding. The coding region runs from base 1 to 3315 and encodes 1104 amino acids.